UACUGACUCAAUGUAAAUCAGCCUUCAAGUUCAGCCAGGCAGUUUACAGUUGAUCACCUGUGAAUUGCAUUAUAUUUUAGUGAGUUGGCUAUUUUACUGUAAUUUUACACUAAAUACAUAUCUCUAUUAAGUAAAAAAAUGUCGAAAAAGAAGGGAUCCAAGAAGACCCAAGACUUCGAUGACGACUUUGAGGAGAAAAAGACUUUAUCCAACGAUUCUCAUGAGGUAACCUCUAAAAGUAAGGGAAAAGGGAAGAAGAAGGGUAAAAGCAAUGCAGGUGAUUGGAGCGACAGUGAAGAAGGAGAUCAUCAGAAGAAGGUUUUGGCAUCCGAUGACGAAGACGUUCCGAAACCAGCAGCAAAGAAAUCACAAAAGAAAGCUAAAAAUAAAAAGAAGGGCCAUGAUUCUGAUGAAGAGCUAGAUGAUAGUAAAUCAGUAGCCAGCAAUGCCACCAGCACUGCUCCUAAACCUGCAGCCAAGGCUAGCAAAAAGAAGAAAGGCAAAGGUAAGAAGGAUGAGGACUGGUCUUCAGAAGGUAGCGAUGUUGAACUGAAAGAAGUUUCAGAAGAGGAAACUGUGAAGCCUGUAUCUAAAAAGAAAACUAAAAACAAAAAGAAGAAUAUAGAAGCUGAAUCUUCAGAGGAUGAGGAUCAUGAUGACUCCAAGUCAGUAGUAAGCAAUGUUUCAAGUAACCAAGCCAAGCCCGCUGCUAAGUCAAAGAACAAAAAAGGUAAAGGAAAGAAAGAAGACUGGCCAGAUGAGGAAAGUGAUAAGGAAUUAAAAAUGGAACCAUCAGAAGAUGAGGAAGAAAUUGUAAUUCCUGUUGUUAAAAAAGGUAAAAAUAAAAAGAAGAACAACAUUGAUGAUAUAGAGGCAGAAUUAAAGAAGUUCGAAAUGAAGGAUCCUGAACCAGAACCCGAACCACCUGUCAAAACAAAGGAAUCAAAGAAGAAAUCCAAACCAGUAGAAAUUGUAGAACCUGAAGGUUCCGGUGAUGAAGUAUCCAUGGAGACUGAUGACAAGGUAGCAGAACUUCCCGAGAAAGAGAAAGAGGAGCCUGCAGAGAAGAAAAUGAGUCACAAAGAGAAGAAGAAGUUAAAGAAACAACAGGAGUAUGAGAAGCAGAUGGAACUGCUCACCAAGAAGGGUGGUCAGGGACACAGUGAUCUGGAUGCUAACUUCACUGUCAGUCAGGCACAGAAAACUGCUGGUCAAAUGGCAGCCCUAGAAAAUGCAGUAGACAUUAAAGUAGAGAACUUCUCAAUAGCUGCAAAGGGCAAAGACUUAUUCGUGAACGCUAACCUCCUUAUCGCCAACGGUCGGAGGUACGGUCUUGUAGGCCCUAACGGUCACGGCAAGACGACCUUACUGAGGCACUUGGCACAACGUGCCUUUCCUUUGCCACCACAUAUAGAUAUAUUGCUUUGUGAACAAGAAGUGACAGCUAGUGAUAUGAGUGCAGUCGAUACCCUGCUGGAAGCUGAUGUUAAGAGGACUGAAUUGCUCAAGGAAUGCAAGGAACUGGAAGCUUUAACAGAAAAGGGAGAUCUCAGUAAACAGGACAGAUUAAAUGAGGUGUAUGCGGAACUGAAAGCGAUAGGCGCGGACUCUGCGGAGCCGCGAGCGCGGCGUAUCCUGGCCGGUUUAGGGUUCAGUCGGGAGAUGCAAGAUCGUGCCACUAAGAACUUCUCCGGAGGCUGGCGAAUGAGAGUGUCGCUUGCUAGAGCACUGUACGUAGAGCCAACGCUGCUAAUGCUUGACGAGCCUACGAACCAUUUAGAUCUGAACGCUGUCAUUUGGUUAGACAAUUACCUCCAAGGUUGGAAGAAGACACUUCUCGUAGUAUCUCACGACCAGUCGUUCUUAGACAACGUAUGUAACGAGAUCAUUCACUUGGACACGCAGAAAUUGUAUUACUACAAGGGAAAUUACUCCAUGUUCAAGAAAAUGUACGCUCAGAAGAGAAAGGAGAUGAUUAAGGAAUAUGAGAAGCAAGAAAAGAGGUUAAAGGAUUUGAAGGCGCAUGGACAGUCGAAGAAGCAAGCUGAAAAGAAACAAAAGGACGCUUUAACCCGCAAACAAGAGAAGAACCGCAGCAAGGCUCAGCGUGAAGACGAGGACAGUGCAGCCCCCACCGCGCUGCUGCAGCGGCCCAAGGAGUAUAUCGUCAAGUUCUCGUUCCCCGACCCGCCGCCAUUACAGCCACCUAUACUUGGCUUGCUCAAUGUGGACUUCAAUUUCCCGAGUCAGAAGCCCCUAUUCAAAGGCGUGGACUUCGGCAUAGACUUGAACUCGCGUAUCGCCAUCGUCGGCCCCAACGGUGUAGGCAAGUCCACCUUCCUCAAACUGCUGGUGGGAGAACUGUCGCCCGUGAAAGGAGAACUUAUUAGGAACCAUAGACUGAGGAUAGGUCGUUUCGACCAGCAUUCCGGCGAACAUUUGACCGCCGAGGAAACACCCGCAGAGUACCUACAGAGGUUAUUCGGCCUACAAUACGAGAAGGCGAGAAAAGCCCUCGGUACCUUCGGCUUGGCCAGUCAUGCGCAUACUAUUAAGAUGAUGGACCUCAGUGGAGGACAGAAGGCCAGGGUGGCGCUCGCCGAGUUGACGCUUAUGGCACCUGAUGUUGUUAUUUUGGAUGAACCUACAAACAACUUGGACAUUGAGAGUAUAGACGCGUUAGCCGACGCGAUCAACGAUUACAAGGGCGGCGUCGUCAUCGUGUCUCACGACGAACGACUCAUCAGAGAGACUGACUGUGCACUCUACGUUAUUGAAGACCAGACUAUUAAUGAGGUUGACGGAGACUUCGAUGACUACCGUAAGGAGUUGCUGGAGAGCCUCGGAGAGACCAUCAACUCGCCUUCUAUCAUUGCCAACGCUGCGGUCCAACAAUAAGCGAAAGGGACCCGUUGUACCAUUUGUUGAAAUUAUUUGCACCUGUACUUAUGUUUUAUAUGCGUUCUCCCACAUUUUUACUUACGGCUAGUUGUACCAUUUAACUAUCAUCAUAUCAGCCAGUUACCGUCCACUGCUGAACGUGGGUCUCCCCCAACGAACGCCAACCUAACCAUUUUCAGAUGUCAAAUUGCCGAUUUUACCAAUGGCCGGCAAGUAUACGGCUGGUUAUCGUCAUAGUUAAAUGGUGCAAUUCACACAUAAUCUGUUGGCACAAUUUUUUCAAAUUUAAAAUCGAGAACUUUUUAAAAAGAAGAAACAAGAAAAAAAAAGUUGUUUCUAUGUAUGUAUUGACUAAGGUAACAUUUUAGUUUGUUGUAAAUUUGCGGUAUGAGGGUUGUAUAGGGACGGUUUAUAAAUUGAAUGUACAGUGUUAUAGGGUAGUCAUCAAACACAUUGUUUUGAAUGUAAAUAUCGGUCUGUUGCAAUAUGAUGCUGUUUAUUGCUGUUUAUUUUAUUUUCUCUAAAUAACUGAGACCCAUGAAAAAAGUUUGUAACUAAAAACAUAUAAUGUGUUUCGUUUUAUGUUUGACACUACUCAUUUCAGUAUCAUUUUACAUAAUUCACCCACAAGUGCCAUUGUAAUUUUGACAAAUAGUACAGCAUCAUUAGAAUUGUUGAAUUUUUAUAAAUUAUCUCCAAUAUACAGUCUCUUUAUGGUAUCACAAGCGACCGCGGAGUACGAGAUUAUUUUCAUGCAAUUUCACACAAGUGCCUAGUCCACAGCGCACUUAUUAAAUAAUACUGUCGAUUUACAAAACAAUAAAAAUGCGUAAUUAUAAAAAAAAAGUAUUAUUUACACUGCGCCCGUAAAUAUUUACCAUUGAUCUGUGACAUAGGAAUAAUAGAAGCAUAGAGGUUACAUGAUGAAUGUCUUCCAACGUUUUCAGUUACGACCAUAGACAAUAGUGUGUGUACUGCCUAUUUCAUUUACUCAAAUGUGUAAAAAAAGUAUACAAUUUAACAUAGAAAAUGUAGGAAUCAUCAUGAAUCUAGCAUGUUAUUUAUUAUACCAAUUGAAUUAGAACAAAUGAAAGAAAAUACAGUUUUAUCGCUUCAUUUCAAUAAAAUAAUACUGCGCAAUUGUUGCUAUCGAAUACUGUGCAGAGUAACGUUUCUGCACGAAUUGGAUUGAAAUGUAUUAUAAUAUUCAAAAUAUUUAUAUACUUCUAUAUUAAUAAAUUUUGUUACAAAAUGAAA
This is a messenger RNA of Helicoverpa armigera (cotton bollworm), 4158 nucleotides long. RefSeq names its product ATP-binding cassette sub-family F member 1. The transcript has 17 exons. Bases 139 to 2898 code for a protein of 919 amino acids. The record is from RefSeq and is a predicted model, not a curated record. NCBI's taxonomy places the organism in Eukaryota, Metazoa, Arthropoda, Insecta, Lepidoptera, Noctuidae. Gene Ontology annotation, molecular function: ATP hydrolysis activity; ATP binding.